Molecule: messenger RNA, 924 nt
Organism: Ochotona princeps (American pika)
Lineage: Eukaryota; Metazoa; Chordata; Mammalia; Lagomorpha; Ochotonidae
Product: speedy protein E4-like
Exons: 7
Coding region: 1-852 (283 amino acids)
Biological process (GO): positive regulation of cyclin-dependent protein serine/threonine kinase activity
Molecular function (GO): protein kinase binding
Source: RefSeq, a predicted model, not a curated record
AUGGCCAGCUGUGAAGCAGACUCCCAGAUCGAGGACUGUCCCCUGGAGGCGCUGGUGGCUGAUGAAGUCCCAGGACCAUCAGCCUUCCCAAACUCGGGGUCGGACUCGGAGAUGGAGGCGGCAACUGAGAUGCAGGGCCCCUGCCCUCAGGGCUGCAGGGCGAGCUCGCCCCAGAUCUCCAGCCAGAGGCGCAGACAAAGCACAGAGCCCAUGAAGAGCUGGGCUGUGGAGUGGCUUCUCGGGCUGAAGAUGAGGCUGAAGAAGCAGCAUGUGACACCUGUGCUGCAAGGGCACCUGGCCUCGGGGCUGCAGGGCGAGCUGGCUAUGGAGCCCAACCCAAAGGUGCUGUUAAACAAGCGCACAAGCCCCAUGGAGAGCUGGGCUGUGGAGUGGCUCAUCGGGUCGAAGAUGAGGCUGAAGAAGCAGCGUGUGUCCACGGUGCUGCCUGAGCACCACAAGGUCUUCAACAGGCUGCUCGAGGAUCCCGUGGUCAAGCGGUUCCUGGCCUGGGACAAGCAGCUGAGACUAUCUGACAAGUACCUGCUGGCCAUGGUCGUCGCCUACCUCAGCAGAGCCGGCCUCUUCUCCUGGCAGUACAGGCGCAUCCAUUUCUUUGUAGCUCUCUACCUCGCCAACGACAUGGAGGAGGACGACGAGGCCCCCAAGCAGGCCAUCUUCUCCUUCCUCUAUGGCAGGAACUACGCCCAGCGGCCCUUCUUCCACAAACUGCGCCUGCAGUUCAUGCGCUGCAUGGGCUGGAAGGCCAGGGUCACCCUGGAGGAGUGUGAGGAGAUCCAAGCCUAUGACCCAGAGCUCUGGGUGUGGGGGCGAGACCGGGCCCUCCUUUGCUAAGCGGCUGCACUGAGACCAGUGGGCACCGGCCAGAGGGCAGGUACGUGCAGGUCCUUGAGGUGGGCUGGCAGA